Penaeus indicus is the source of this 1274-nucleotide messenger RNA. Its product is annotated as transcription factor HES-1-A-like. Gene Ontology annotation, biological process: regulation of transcription by RNA polymerase II; anterior/posterior pattern specification; regulation of neurogenesis. Gene Ontology annotation, molecular function: RNA polymerase II cis-regulatory region sequence-specific DNA binding; protein dimerization activity; DNA-binding transcription factor activity, RNA polymerase II-specific. Gene Ontology annotation, cellular component: nucleus. The transcript is spliced from 2 exons. The record is from RefSeq and is a predicted model, not a curated record. Lineage: Eukaryota; Metazoa; Arthropoda; Malacostraca; Decapoda; Penaeidae. Bases 66 to 1274 code for a protein of 402 amino acids.
UCGAGCUCCACCACCACACCGCCGCCACCGCACACGUCCACUCGAUCUACUUUUCGCGCUCGACCAUGGGGGUUCAGCAGCAGCAGCAAGUCGUGAACAAGGCCAGGGCGCCGAAACCCGUCAGUGAAGCACGGAAGAUUCGGAAACCGCUCAUGGAGAAGAAGCGUCGCGAGCGCAUCAACACGAGCCUGAACGACCUGGCGAGACUCCUGACGGACGCCAAGAUGGUCAAGUCCGACGGCGGCAAAGCCAACAAGCUGGAGAAGGCUGACAUCCUGGAGCUGACCGUCAAGCACCUGAAGGCCCUGAAGACCGAGGGAGGAGACGUCAGGGCCGAGAACAGCUCGACGGAGGAGCCCGCGAGCGCCAGCUACAAGGAGGGCUUCACCAAGUGCAUGGGCGUCGUGGACCAGACGCUGAGCAAGGCGGGGAAGGACGCGCUCAGGGAACGGCUUCUGACUCACCUCCAGUCCUGCCUGAAGACACUGCAGCCUGUCGCCUCGCCCACAGACGCCCGCGACGCCCACACUCCGCAGCCGUCGGAGGACACGCCCAGCAGACUCGCCGCGCCAGAUGCACCUGUCACGCCCGCGACCAGCGAGGGCCCACAGGAGCCAUCUACAGUGCAACAGGAGGGUGCCAAAGACGACAGUGCCUCAAAGGACAGUGCCAACCCGGAGAGUGCCGCGAAGGAGGCCCCGCGAUUCACCCUGGUGCCGACCCGUCUCCCGACAGGGGCGGUCGCGUUCCUGAUCCAGGGCGGGUUGGACCCCCGCCUCCUCCUGCCUCAAGACCUCACAGUUAUAUCCUCAAGUGCCGCGAGUGUCCCCGCGCCCACGCCCGUCGCCCCCCACACGCCCGCAGCGCCGCCCGCAACCUCCACCGUCCAGUGUCCACCCACGCCUCCCCCCUCCUCCACCCCCUGCGCACCAGCACCGUCGCCUUCAGCCUCUCCGUCCGCCACGCCCAUCCCCUCGCCCGCGCCCUUGCCAGUGCCCUACCAGUGUUCCUCCCCUGACCCAGUGCAGUUUCCCACACACCCUCACGCCCACAGUCCGCCCACACCCCCACCCAGCGUCUCCCCCCAAAGUUUCCCUCGCGAGUUUAGUCACUUCCAGCCGAGUGCGAGUAGCGAGGAGGAGGAGGAGGAGAUGGACACAGAUGAAGCCUUGUCCGAGGAGGAGGAGGACGAGGAGGACGUGGAGAUCGACGUCGAGGUGGAAGACGACGGUCCCUACGACUUGAGUAUGAGGAGGAUGUGGCGUCCUUGGUGA